Messenger RNA from Drosophila sulfurigaster albostrigata, 2349 nucleotides. Its product is annotated as histone-lysine N-methyltransferase PRDM16. NCBI's taxonomy places the organism in Eukaryota, Metazoa, Arthropoda, Insecta, Diptera, Drosophilidae. The record is from RefSeq and is a predicted model, not a curated record. The coding region runs from base 169 to 1965 and encodes 598 amino acids. The transcript has a single exon. Gene Ontology annotation, molecular function: RNA polymerase II cis-regulatory region sequence-specific DNA binding; DNA-binding transcription factor activity, RNA polymerase II-specific.
CAAUUUGAAAACGCCAAGGCAACUGCAAUAGCAACAAAGUCUAGCAUUAAAGAGCACAGCGAGAAAGAAGUAGCAUUAAUAAGAAGAUAACAAUUGAGCAGCAGCAACAAGAGCAACGAGAGCAACCGCCACAGCAACUGAGAGGAGAAAGCAGUGCAGCUAACAGUUAUGAGAGAGAAAGACCACUCACCAAGAAAGAUGCUUCCUAGCCCAAAACAGGGCUGUGUUUACCCUGCCUUAGGAUUAAUACCCACAUCGUAUAUAUCACAUGUACCUUAUGAUCUGUCCGCCUCAACGACGGCGGCCACAGCUACCAGCAGCAUGACGACGACAACAGCGCGACACCAGCAUCAUCAUCAUCAUCAUCAGCAUCCACAUCAUCAGCAACACCAGCAGCAGCAACAACAUCAUCAACAGCAGCAGCAACAUCAUGGCAACAAGGCGAAGCGACGUAGCAGCUAUGAUCAGCCAUUGGAUCUGCGAUUGGCGCACAAGCGACGUCAGCCUGGCAAGUUGGAGAUGGAGAUGGAGUUGGAGAUGGAGAUGGAGGAGCGACAGUCGCCACAGCCGCUGGAGGAUGAGAAUAGCAAUCUCAUCAUGUUUGCCAACGAGUUGGCCGCCCAACGCAAGGAGAAGGAGAUGAACAACAAUCACAUUGCCGCCUCGCUGGCGGAUCUUGGCUUCGAUAUGAGCCGCAAGAUGCUGCGGGCACUGCGAGAGGGCGUGGCAACGCCGCCAGCGCCACCAACGCCAGCCGUUGUGCCCGGCGUGCACUCGACGCUGCUCGAGGCGAUGACAAAGACGCUGCCACUGCAAUAUCGCAACGUGUUUGCGCCACCAACACCGUCACAAGCUGGCGCCUCAACUCCAGACUUUGCCUUUCGGCAUCCGCUCAAGAAGAGCGACCUCAGCUGGCCACCCAGCGAGCAACUGGAGCAGCAGUCACAGCAUCAGCAGCAGCAACAUCUUAAAUUGGAGCUGCCAACGCCAGCGACAGUUGUGCCCACGCCCACGCCGCAUCCACAGCUGCAGGAAUUCCAAUCCCGUCAGCAUUCGCGCAAGGCAAAGCAGCGUCAGCAGGCACAGGCACAAGCACAAUCCCAAUCGCAGACGCAGUCAGCGGGAGCGGGAGCGACGACGCUGCCAACGCAACAGCAACGCAACAAGGAUCGCUACACCUGCAAGUUUUGUGGGAAAGUGUUUCCGCGUUCCGCGAAUCUCACGCGACAUCUGCGCACGCACACCGGGGAGCAACCUUACAAGUGCAAGUACUGCGAACGUUCCUUUAGCAUCUCCUCGAAUCUGCAGCGUCAUGUGCGCAACAUCCACAACAAGGAGCGACCCUUCAAGUGCGAGAUCUGUGAGCGCUGCUUUGGCCAGCAGACGAAUCUCGAUCGGCAUCUGAAGAAGCAUGAAUCGGAUGCGGUCUCGCUGAGCGCCUUGAGUGGCGUCAGUGAGCGAAUGCAUUGCAUACGACGCUUCUGCGAGAAUCCCAGCGAGGAGUCCUACUUCGAGGAGAUACGCACCUUCAUGGGCAAGGUGACGCAACAGCAGCAGCAGCAGCAACAGCAGCAGCAGCAACAACAACAGCAGCAGCAGCAGCAACAACAACAGCUGCAGCAGCAACAGCAUCAGCAACAGUCACUGCCAUUGGCAACAUCGCGAAGCUCCGCAUCGUCCAGUUGCUCCGCCUCGCACACGCCCACAUCCUCGCACACGCCCACGCAAUCGGAGUCAUCGGAGACGCUGGCACAGGAGCUGCGUCGACUGCAGGCGGAGCGUGGCAAGACGGGCGACGACAGCGGCGAUGAGCUGCCGCCCAUUCAGCUGAAGCAGGAGGCGCCCGAGGAAGAUGAGGAGGAGGAACUGGAGCAGGAGCAGGAGGAGAAGGAUUCCAAGGAGUCCUCCAUUGCGACGCUACCAUCGACAAGAAGAGAAACGCCUACACCGAAACAGGAAUCCUAAUGGAAGCCAGCGAAAGUGCAAAAAACAACCUUAAAGCCCAAUCCUGACCCUGAAUGAGAAACAUUUCCUAUACUCGUAUGGUACAACCGAGAGAAAGAGAGAGAGAGAGAGAGAGAAAGAGCAACGGCAACAACACAAACUAUUUGCAGACCUUAUAUAUUAUAUUUUUGUCUAGCUGUAAAUAUAUAUUUUGUAUUUUGUAAUUUGUAAUUUGUAUGUUAAAUGUUAAUGUGUAAAUCGAAUUGUACAAAACAGAAGAUUGGCAACUGUAUAUCAUUUUAUGUGCGUAUUAAUUUAAGCAUUGGUAUUUUUUUUGUAUAUAUACAAAGCGACAAAACGACAACAAGCGUCCACUGUUUAAUAAAAAGUUACAAGUUUUUUGAA